Seriola dumerili (greater amberjack) is the source of this 1811-nucleotide messenger RNA. RefSeq names its product histone-binding protein N1/N2-like. Gene Ontology annotation, cellular component: nucleoplasm. The record is from RefSeq and is a predicted model, not a curated record. Bases 98 to 1660 code for a protein of 520 amino acids. Gene Ontology annotation, biological process: DNA replication-dependent chromatin assembly; CENP-A containing chromatin assembly. Gene Ontology annotation, molecular function: histone binding. The transcript is spliced from 14 exons. Lineage: Eukaryota; Metazoa; Chordata; Actinopteri; Carangiformes; Carangidae.
GCCAGUGUGAGCGGCGCGAGAGACGAGCUGAGGAACCGACCACCGGACACUACUUUGAAAUUUCAGUCGUUUCCCCCUUCAGUCAAGUGUGGAUAACAUGGAAGAGGCCAACAAGCUAAUCGGCGAGGGCAAGAAGCACCUGGUGAUGGGGAAGGUGGUGGAGGCGGUGAGCGCCCUUCAGGAGGCCUGCAGCAUGCUAGCUAAAAAGUAUGGAGACACAGCAGAUGAGUGUGGAGAGGCUUUCUUCUGGUGUGGUAAAGCGCUGCUGGAUUUGGCACGGAUGGAAAACUCAGUUUUGGGUAAUGCUCUGGAGGGAGUGCCAGAGGAGGAGGAGGAGGCGGAGGCGGAUGAGGAGAAACCCAAAGACUCAAAAGUUGAGAGCACAGAAAACAUUGAUGAGAAGACCAGAGACGAGCUGAGGGUUCAGGUGUACGACGCCAUGGCGGAGAAGAAAAAUGAAGAUGCCGAGAAGAAAAAUGAAGACGCUGAGAAGAAAAAUGAAGACACUGAGAAGGUUGAAAAGCAGAGCGAAGAUGCGGAGAAGAGCGGUGAUGCAGAAAAGGCUGAGGCUGGUAAAGAGCAGAAAGUAGCAAAGGAAGAGGGGGGUGAGAAAAAGAAGAGCGAGGCUGAUGAAAGCGAAUCUGCAGAAAAUGAAGAGAAGAAGGGAGACGAGGAGACUGAGAAGGAAAGCAAGGAAGAGGACUCGGCAGACAAGACGGAGGCAGGAGAAGAGGGGGAGGAGGAAGAGGACAGUGAUGAGGCAGAAAUGGAGGGCGACGCAGAAGAGCAGGGCGAGGGAGAUGGCGCCGCUGAGAAGGACAGUGAUGAUGAGGAGGUGGGGAACCUGCAGCUGGCCUGGGAGAUGCUGGAAGUGGCCAAAGUCAUCUACAAAAGGAAAGAGACUAAGGAUGAUCAGCUGAUGGCAGCUCAGGCCCACCUGAAACUGGGCGAAGUUUCUUCUGAAUCGGGAAAUUACACACAGGCAUUGGAGGAUUUCCAGGAGUGUCUGAAGCUGCAGGUGAAGCACCUGGACUCGAACAGCCGCCUGCUCGCCGAGACUCACUACCAGCUCGGCCUGACCUACAGCCUGAACCUUCAGUACAGCCAGGCCAUCGAGGAGCUCAACAGCUCCAUCUCUGUCAUAAAGACCAGGCUGGACAAACUACAGGAGCUGCUCGACAAGGCCGAGGGUCCGGAGGCUCUGCCAGAUGAGAGGAAGGAGAUGGAGGAGCUGAAGGCUCUGCUUCCGGAGAUCCAGGAGAAGGUGGAGGACGCCACAGAGGGACAGAAAACGGUGACCACUGCGUCUGAGGCUGUGAAGGGUGUGCUGGAUGGAGGCUCCACUUCCUCUGCAUUUCCUGGGUCUGCUGUACAGAACGGUGACGCUUCCUCCAGCUCAAAAAUUAACGGCACAUCAACCAACGGUGUCAGUUCCACUAACGGACACACCUCCGCUGCUCCAGUCUCUGACAUCUCCCACCUGGUCAGAAAGAAGAGGAAACCAGAGGAGAGUCCUGUGAAGGAAGGUGUGCUUAAGAAGGUGAAGCAGGACGACGGUCACACUAACGGCGUGAAGGAGCAGCCUCACACUGACGGUGUUCACAAAGCCAAUGGAGACACAAAUGGACACACUAAAAGUAUGGAAGUCGAGAGUCAGUGAAGCUGAAUUCCCUCCAGAUUUUUGUCUCGGCCCAAGAAGAGAUUCACCAUCACACCAAGCUCUUACUGUUGCUACACUUGUUUGCUGUUUGUAAAUAUGUGUAUCUUUUUCUAUGCCUGUUGUUGUGUUAGUGUGUGUGUUUGUUCACGUA